GAGCCCCCAGCAAGGCAAACUCUGGGCCUACUGCCCCUUAUCUUAAGGCUACUCCCCUGGCCUGCUCCAGCUCCCCAACCCACCUUUGGUCUCCAAAGUGUCUACCACCCCUGAAUUCCUUGACAGCUCCUCCAGACCAUCUCUGUCUUUCUAACCCUCAUCUCUAGCCCAAAUAUACCCCCUAAACCCCACCUCUCUCCGCUCUGACUCCCAUCAACUCCUUCCAAGAUAUCUACGUUCCCCGGAUCCCUUAACUCUGCUCCCCAUACCCCAUCUCUGCCCCCUAAACAUGCCUUCAUCCCCCCAAAUCCUAUCUUUGUCCCGAAUCUGACUCUCACUCAUCUGAAGUUGUCUGUUUCCAAGUUCUCUCCAAAAGCUCAUUUUUGCUCCCUCACACCUGUCUGCUCCCCAAGCCCUUGUCUGUUCCACAUCUUUAUCUCUGCCCCAAAUUCUCUCUCUGACCCCCGAAACCAGUCUCUGGCCUGCCAAACUCUAGCUCCAUCCUCUUACCCCCUCUCUGCCUCUCAAACCCAUAUUUGUUCCCUGUGACUUCUCUCUGACCCCCCCAAACCAUUUCUCUCCCUCAACUCCUUGUCUGUGCACCGAAAUGUCUCUGUCACUCCAAACGCCAAGUCUACUCCUCCAUAUCAUUCUGCCAAAUGAAUCCUCAUGUCUGCCUUCCCUAAACCCCAUCUCAGCUCCAAAAUAUGUCUCUGUCCCCCAAAUCUCUUCUCUAGCCCCAAAUAUUUCUCCCCUCCAUCUCGGUUCUCAAACUCCUCCUGUGUUCUCAUAACCCAUCUCUAAUCAUCAGACACAUUUCUGCCUGUCCAAAUCCAUCUUUGACCCCUAAACUCCAUCUCUGCUCCAGCAAAACCCUUAGACCCCCAAAAUUUGCCACGACCUUCAGAAUCCAUCUCUGAGCCCCAAACUACAUCUUUAACUUCUCAACUUUAUCUCUGAUCCCCAACCUUGUCUCUGCUUACCUAACCUAUUUUUGAUCCCAAAAUAUGACCUUUCAAGGUUGUCUCUGCUCCUUAAACCCCGUAUCUGCUUCCCCCAAACUCCAUAGCUAUACCCCAAACCCCUUCCUGACUUUUCAACCCCCUAGCUGGCCCUCAAACUCUACCUCAAACCUUUCUGAGACCCAUCUGCCCCCAGACCCGAUCUCUGCUCCCAUCGGUCCUGAGGGACCCUCCCUUGAGGGCUGGGAUAGGGAUGUUACCUGGGGUGAGGGGCUGGGUCGAGGGAGAGUUGAGGGUACCAGCCUGCUGCUUGCCGCCGUUGGGGCAGCACUUACUCUAGUGGGGCAGCUGAUAAGAAGCUUUCAUAUCCCCCAGCCUCGAGAUAAACUUUAUCUCUGUCCGGAGAGUGAUAACUGGGGGUGGGGGGGCUGGGUCCCUGCCAUGGGAGGGGUGGGCAGCCCCAGACCCAGCAAGGUGUGAGGUGCAGGGACAGGAGCUCGGGGGUGCAGUGGGGCUGGAGGGAGAUUAUGGGGAGUGAGGUAAGGAUGAGGGGGUAAAGGAAGAGAGGUGCUAGAAACAAAAAGAGCAGGACACACACAGGGAGACAGAGAGAGCGGGGGAGAAAAAGAGACAGAGACAUGAAGAGAGAGAAAGGAGAAACAGAAAGCAACUCAAAGAAAGAGUAAGAGAGACAGGAGAGAGAGGGAGACCCAGGGAGAGAAAAGGAGAAUGAGACAGGAACACAGAGAGAGAUCUACUCACAGACAGAAAGAAUCAUGGAGAGACAGAGCGGGAAGAGAUGGAAAGGUCAAACCCCAGAGGCCCCAUGGAGUUCUCUAGCCUGGGGGCCCUGGGGACCUCUGAGCCCUUGCCCCAGUUUGUGGACCCUGCCCUGGUGUCCUCGCCACCAGAGUCGGGGGUCUUCUUCCCUUCUGGGCCUGAGGGCUUGGAUGCAGCAGCCUCCUCCACUGCCCCCAGCACCGCCACGGCUGCAGCUGCCGCACUGGCCUACUACAGGGAUGCUGAGGCCUACAGACACUCCCCAGUCUUUCAGGUCUACCCAUUGCUCAACUGUAUGGAGGGGAUCCCAGGGGGCUCACCCUACGCCAGCUGGGCCUAUGGCAAGACCGGGCUCUACCCUGCCUCGACUGUGUGCCCUACCCGUGAGGACUCCCCACCCCAGGCUCCAGAAGAUCCAGAUGGGAAAGGUGGCAGCAGCUUCCUGGAGACCUUAAAGACAGAGCGGCUGAGUCCGGACCUCUUGACGCUGGGGCCUGCACUGCCUUCAUCAAUCCCUGUUUCCAGCAGUGCCUAUGGAGGCCCUGACUUUUCCAGUACCUUCUUUUCUCCCACUGGGAGCCCCCUCAAUCCAGCGGCCUAUCCCUCCCCCAAACUUCGUGGAACCCUGCCCCUGGCCCCCUGUGAGGCCAGGGAGUGUGUGAACUGCGGAGCCACAGCCACUCCACUCUGGCGGCGGGACAGGACAGGCCACUACCUGUGCAACGCCUGUGGCCUCUAUCACAAGAUGAAUGGGCAGAACAGGCCCCUCAUCCGGCCCAAGAAGCGCCUGAUUGUUAGCAAACGGGCAGGUACCCAGUGCACCAACUGCCAGACAACCACCACCACACUGUGGCGGAGAAAUGCCAGUGGGGAUCCUGUGUGCAAUGCCUGCGGCCUCUACUACAAGCUACACCAGGUGAACCGACCACUGACCAUGAGGAAGGAUGGUAUUCAGACUCGAAACCGCAAGGCAUCUGGAAAAGGGAAAAAGAAACGGGGGUCAAGUCUGGGAGGUACAGGAGCAGCUGAAGGACCAGCUGGCGGCUUCAUGGUGGUGGCUGGGGGCAGCGGCAGUGGGAAUUGUGGGGAGGUGGCCUCAGGCUUGACACUGGGCCCCCCCAGUGCUGCCCAUCUCUACCAAGGCCUCGGCCCCGUGGUGCUGUCAGGGCCUGUUAGCCACCUCAUGCCUUUCCCGGGACCCCUGCUGGGUUCACCCACAGGCUCCUUCCCCACAGGCCCCACGCCUCCCACCACCACCACCACUGUGGUGGCUCCACUCAGCUCAUGAGAGCACAGAACAUGGCCUCGGGGUAGGGGUAGUGUCCCUCUCCUCUCGUAGCCAGCAAUCUAUACAACCCACCUUCUGGGCCCCAGACACCCCCUGGCCUGGACCAUCAAAGCUUUUGUAAAAUAAAACCACCGAAGUCCUGAAA
This is a messenger RNA of Equus caballus (horse), 3175 nucleotides long. RefSeq names its product GATA binding protein 1 (gene GATA1). Gene Ontology annotation, biological process: negative regulation of transcription by RNA polymerase II; positive regulation of transcription by RNA polymerase II; cell fate commitment. The record is from RefSeq and is a predicted model, not a curated record. NCBI's taxonomy places the organism in Eukaryota, Metazoa, Chordata, Mammalia, Perissodactyla, Equidae. Gene Ontology annotation, molecular function: zinc ion binding; RNA polymerase II cis-regulatory region sequence-specific DNA binding; DNA-binding transcription factor activity, RNA polymerase II-specific.